UUGAGCAUGCGUGCAUGGUGACAAACCCACGAGACUCCACCUUCCAGUAACAAGAGAUGAUUUAUCAUGAGCACAGUGGCGACAGACGCACAGAAAUCAGCCGAUGCUUUCACAAAGCCAGUAUAUCUGAUGUGAAAGUGUUUUAUACAGCGCAGAAGGAUUAGAAUAAAAAUCCACGCGUGAGAGAACACCAGAGAGAAGACAGCGCGCAGUUUGCGAGUGGGAAGCAACACAACGGUGCAUGUGAUAAAUACAUGAUUGCACGGAAGCUUUUGCGUCGAAUUAAAACGGGCGUGUGCGACUUUAACAAAAAGAAAAAAAAAAAUGCGUUGUGAAUUGCUUAUUUAGUUAUAUAGCGAGUGCUGUUAGGUUAUAAAUAUUCCGUAAUAAAUAAUGUGGGCUGGUUUGUCUGCUUAAUAUAUGUUCAGAAAUUAAUUAAAACAUCUUAGCUAUUUUUUUCCUAGCUUUUUGUUUUCAAAAAUCGCUAAUAUAACAAAGAUAAUGGCUUCUUGAUGAGGACCAAGCGACCAACCCGGAGUCCCAAACGCAAGUUUGAUAGAUAGGGCAAACUGGAACUGGAGAUGGAACACAAGAAUUUUACAACCUACUUUUGGAGGCCUCGACCAUAUUAACCUCUUUCUGAAUUGUCUUCUCUAGCACCACGGACAGCGACCAUGAACAGGUUACGCAGGAAAGCGUGUGUGGCUCUUUUAUUGUUUACUCUGUUCAUUUUUGGUACUAUGAUGGGCCUUCGAACCCUGAAACCCACUGAUGGUUUCUCGGAUCUUGCUCCAGGAAUGGAGUUGAUGCCUUUGGUGGGAGAGCGAAUGGACCAGAGACCCAAUUAUGUAGUUGAAUCAGCAGGUCAAAAUGCUGGUGGGGGGAGUGACACCAAGAUAGUGUUCUCCAACUCUGGUCCUGACCACAGCAUAUUCUAUGACAUUCACAUCUUCUAUUAUUUAUGGUAUGGCUCGCCACAGAUGGACAGUAGUUAUAUCCACUGGGACCACGUACUGGUACCACACUGGGACCCCAAAAUAGCUGCCAGUCACCCGAAAGGACGACACAAUCCUCCAGACGACAUUGCGUCCAGUUAUUACCCUGAACUGGGACCCUACAGCUCCAGAGAUCCAGAUGUCAUUGAAUCCCACAUGUCGCAAAUCGAAGCUGCGGCUGCAGGUGUGGUGGUCCUGUCCUGGUACCCGCCUGGUGUGGCAGAUGAACAUGGCAAACCCUCAGAGGAUCUAGUGCCAGCUGUAAUGGACGCUGCCCAUAGACACAGUAUCAAGGUUGCGUUUCACCUGCAGCCCUACAAAGGUCGGACGGACCUCAGUGUGCAUGACAACAUCAAAUACAUUAUUGACAAAUAUGGGAAACAUGGGGCUUUCUACAGGUUUAAGUCCAGCACUGGGAAGGUCCUUCCACUCUUUUAUGUGUACGACUCCUACCUUAUGCCACCUGAGGCCUGGGCUGAGCUGCUAACCGUCAGAGGGUCUCACAGUCUCCGAGGAACUCCUUAUGAUGGCAUUUUCAUUGCCCUCAUUGUGGAAGAGCGCCACAAGCAAGAUAUCCAAGCUGGUGGUUUUGACGGCAUGUACACCUAUUUUGCUUCUAAUGGCUUUUCGUUUGGAUCUUCUCACCAGAACUGGAAAGCAAUCAAAGCUUUCUGUGACAAGAACAACUUACUGUUUGUACCUAGUGCAGGACCUGGUUAUAUGGACACCGCCGUCCGGCCGUGGAACAACCACAACACGCGCAACAGAGUGAAUGGACGAUAUUACGAGACCUCUUUGCAGGCAGCCAUAUCAGUAAGGCCUGAUAUAAUCACAGUAACAUCAUUUAAUGAGUGGCAUGAAGGAACUCAGAUUGAGAGGGCUGUGCCCAAGAAGACUGUGGCCCGUCUGUAUUUGGACUACAAACCCCAUCAGCCAGACCACUACCUGGAGCUCACCAGGAAGUGGGUGGAACAUUUUAGUAAGGAGAAAGAGCAGUGGCUUAUGUGAUUGGACCUUGUAACUUCUUAACAUUGUUGAGAUUUGAGUCUAACACUGACAUUGUCAAAUAUGAUCCCUCAAUUUAUGCAUACAUUUUAAAGGCAGCUAAUUAGCAAGGACAAGCCACCUUCUCUCACACAUUCAAUGAACAUUGAUAAAUAAUUGAUUUACUGUCAAUUUUCUUGAAAGAAAAUGUUUCGAUGCAAGUAUUUACAAGAACAGUUCACCCAAAAAUGAAAAUUCUGUCAUCCCAUAGUUGGUGUAAGUUACCCAUCAGCCAUCACCAGCCAUAUCUUCAUCAUGAGGCUGGCCUCGUCACUAAAAGCCUGUUUACACCUGGUCACUUUGUGUGUUUUUACUGAUCGGAUGACUAUCUGUUUUGUUAAAACUCUUCCAUAUACACUUGGUCAAAUAAAUGUGUCGGAAUAUAAAUCCAGUCUUCGAUUCCCACGCUAUAUGCACACAAACAUUAAUUUUUUUACAAUUUUGGGAGAAGUACAAUUUACAUAUGUGGCUUCAACAACCAAAUGUAUUUACAAUUGUCCAGAAAAAUCUGGAAUGCAUGUCAAACCACCUCCUGAAGUGUUUUGAGCGAUCGGGUUUAAAUCUAUCUUGAAUGUGCUUCGGAGGACAUUUACACCUGGUCUUUUCACAAUCUAUUAAUUAUCCGAUCAGAUAAAACGCAUGAAGUCAUCAGGUGUAAACAGGCCCUAAAAGACUCCAUCCUACAGCAUUUUGCUGGUCUCAUUUACAAUUUGUGAGUAUGAGCUUAUUUACAGUGACUAAUAUAUAUCAUCUUGUCUUGCUUAGCAGUUUUACAGCUGAAGGAUAAUUUGCUCAUUAUUUCAAAUCUAAAUUACAUUUAUUUAUUUCCUGGAACUCAAAAGGAGAUGUUCUGAAUGAUGUUUUUCAAUCUAUCAAAAGUGAACAGACUGUCCAAAAAAUGUAAGUUGUGAUUUGCAGAAAACCCCUGUGCAUCUCUCCAAUAUCAUUCACGCAAGCUCAUAUUCAUGCAUGGGACAUCACUAACAGCCCAAGACACGUGAGAACCAAAUCUGUUUGCCAUCACAGACUUCCAACCUGGCUCAAAGUGUCUUUAUGUGCCAUAUUUGUAUGGCUAUGAAUGCAAAUGAGAUUUCAGAGCUGCAAUUAACAUAGACUUUCAGCAAAUAAUGUGUUCUGAACACAAAACUAUAGUGCACAAUUUGUAUGGUAUGCUUUUAUAGUUUUGUUUUGUUCUAUUUUGUCAUUUUUGGAGCUCAGCAGCAUCCAUCCUCAUUCCCUAUCAUUGUAUGGAGAAGGGAAGUGUGUACAUUGUGCUAUAUUCUUCCUCCUGUAUUCCACAGAAAAAAAAAAAAGAAAAUUACAUACUGUUUGAAUUUACACGGUGCUGAGUGAAUUUGCAGUUUUAGCUAUUCCUAUAACAUUAGGCCUUGAAUUUGUGAAUUUGACUUCUACUAGCAGCAACAGUGUGGCCUCAGUAUUUAAAUACUGUACCUUACUUUUAUUGUGUGUUUGGAUGACAUUUAAAAAUGAUUGGUGGUUGUGGUUAUGGUUUGUUUGGAUAAUGGCUGGGUUUAUUUUGUUCUGUAAAUCCUAUUAAUUAUGCAUAUUGUAAUCCACGUUUAAUAUUAAACAAGGAAAGUAAAACAGUUAUUUUGCCAUAAUGCUAUAUGAUACAGGCUAUAAAAAUGUGAACAGAAUGCAUUUGUGUAAAACAAUUCUUAUGUAUAUUGUCACAUUCAAGCCAGUUUAAAUAAGAAUGUUUUUGUAAAUAAUUUACAAAAUUCAUUCUGCUCAGAGGUGCAAUAUUGCCCAAUAUUAGUAUUUAUGGAAUACUCACUGAAAUUACCUAUAACAUCAUUGAUGUGCUGUGUAGAUUAGAGAUAAGCUGAGUUUCUUUAUGCUAACUUUAUCCCUGUAGUACAUAGCACAACAUUGACAUUACUUUAUACAACUAGAGGAUGGUGUUGUCAUGUAUGAUGAAUGAUGUUUAGUUUCUGGGCAGAUUUUGGCUCGACGUUGCUUUGUGUUGUGCUAAUGUUAGCUAGUGCUGUUACAGCAGUUUAUGAAUGUCAGCCCUGCACAAAGUAACACUUAAAACAGACACGCACUUCAACAGUGUUGCAUAACCAGAGGACAAAUUACACCACACUUAACACAAUCAGCACUGUGCUAAAAUAGCCACAGAAGAAAAAAGAAAUGACAGACUUUAUUGUGACAGGGUGACUUAAGAACAAAUAAAUAUUUAUAUGGGUGUAUUCUGCUGUCUAUGCAGUGGCCAGAUAGUUGAUAUUAAAAUCCUUUCUUGUAUUCUAGUUUAAAUUUAAAGUUGAAUAUUGUUUACUGGCAGAGGGAAGGUGGCUGCAAUUAAGUAGAAAUAAGGACACCUCAAUAGUCUUUAUUGAAUAAAACAAAAACACUACAUAUCCAUACAGGUUGUAGCUUAAUAUGGGUCAAGACAAUAACUGAAAAUGAGUGAAAGCUGAGAGGGGUGUAUAUAUAUAUAUAUAUAUAUAUAUAUAUAUAUAUAUAUAUAUA
Molecule: messenger RNA, 4535 nt
Organism: Megalobrama amblycephala (Wuchang bream)
Lineage: Eukaryota; Metazoa; Chordata; Actinopteri; Cypriniformes; Xenocyprididae
Gene: maneal
Product: mannosidase endo-alpha like
Exons: 4
Coding region: 675-2003 (442 amino acids)
Cellular component (GO): Golgi apparatus
Molecular function (GO): alpha-mannosidase activity
Source: RefSeq, a predicted model, not a curated record